This is a messenger RNA of Lactuca sativa (garden lettuce), 1385 nucleotides long. Its product is annotated as Homeodomain-like superfamily protein. NCBI's taxonomy places the organism in Eukaryota, Viridiplantae, Streptophyta, Magnoliopsida, Asterales, Asteraceae. The record is from RefSeq and is a predicted model, not a curated record.
AUAUUGCCUCUUUACACAAAAUUUAACUUCGAUUUUUACCCACACAAAAAGUCACCACCAAUCCAGUCCGCAGCCGCUUUACCUUUUCACCCCCACGGGGCAAAUGGAAGUGUUUACCGGCGACCAUGGUCUGCCAAGCGACGGCGUCCUCUUCCCAGAUACACACUUAUCUCCUUUCACUCUACCCACAACCGAUUCCUUCACCGAUCAGCAUAAAAUCUCAAUCGACCACCACCAUUUUCUUCCUCCGCAGCCGCCGCAAAAGCUCCGUCCAAUAAGAUGCAAUGGGCGCAGUUUUACUGACUGUUGUGCUUCAGAUGAUCCUCUUGAUACAAAGCCGGUUAGCUGGCAGCCGGAGGCUGAGUUCUAUAAUACAGAAAUUGGCGAUGGUAGUUUUAUUCCCCCAAAGCCUUCUACUUUAGGUUUGUCAUCUAAAGAAUGUCAAACUGAGGCUGCAUUAAGUUCUUCAGAUGAAAGCAGCAAACUUCAAGAACCCAUUGAGGAACCCGUAAACAAGAAGAAAAGGAAGAGAAAAUCCAGGAAAAAACUCGAGUCAUUCAUCGAAUCCAUGAUGAAAACAGUAAUAGCAAAGCAAGAAGAAAUGCACAAACAACUAAUGGAGAUUCUAGAACAGAAAGAAACCGAAAGAAUCAAACGAGAAGAAACAUGGAAAAAACAAGAACUCGAAAGGGCAAAACGGGAAGAACAAGCCAGAAAACAAGAAAUAUCCCGCAGCCUAGCUCUCAUCACCUUCAUUCAAAACACAUUAGGCCAAACCAUCGAAAUCCCAAACCCUAAUCUUGAUGCAACCCAAGAAAAUCAAAAUGAAGAAACUUGUAAACCUGAUAAUCCAGGUAAUAAUAAUGAUCUAGAACCCAUAUGUCAUGAUCCAAUCAGUAGUAGUAAUCUUGAAGACCAUGAUCAAUGUGAUUCAAAUAUGAAAAGAUGGCCAAAAUCUGAAGUACAAGCACUGAUAACAAUUCGAGCUGCUCUGAAUCAGAAGUUCACCGGAAAAUGCCAGAGAGGCGGUGUCUGGGAGGAGGUGGCUGCCGGAUUAUCUGGUAUGGGGUAUAAUCGGACUCCAAAAAAAUGCAAAGAGAAGUGGGAUAAUAUUAACAAGUAUUAUAGAAGAACAAUGGAGAAUCGAAAGGAGAGUAGUGGAAAGAGUCAAGUGUGCACCUAUUUUAAUGAGUUGGAAAUGUUGUAUAAAACUGGAUUUAUUUCAGGAAAUUCUCAUGAAGAAGAUCAAAAUCAAACCAUGAAGGAGUUGCACUAAGGGUGUUGUAUGAGAAGUCGAGAAGAAGAUUUUUAUAUAUGUAUUACAAUGUUGUUAUUGGCGUAUCAAAUUUUGUAGACUUAAAAUUAAGUUAAAAAGACUUUAUAUA